AUGGCUCUAUCAAAGGUAGAGCACUACCUAUCAUACCAUACGCGCUUAUUGUUACCCCAUGUUUUGUCUCACCAGUCAUCACAUCGUAUUGCAUACAUAUUUUCCCUAUUAUCUGCGGUAUCGGCCGGUUUUAUCACUUUGAUAUCACUUUACUCCCAGCCAUGGCAGAACCAUUUGAACUAUUCUUCAUGGCAAAUCAACACCAUUGCUAGUAUGACUAAUUUGGGGAUGUACCUGACGCCACCCAUACUGGGGAUGAUUGCCGAUUCUCAUGGCCCCAUCACUUUGAGUCUUCUAGCCAUCGUUGGGUUUAUACCCAGUUAUUCGUAUCUGGCUUACGUCUUCAAUCAUCCAGAAUUAUCCCUUGGGGGGAAUGGUGACUCAUCGUUUAAUCUGUCAAUAAUCUGUUUCACCUUCAUAGGUAUAUCAACAAGUGCGCUGUAUUUUAGCGCUCUAUUGACAUGCACGAAGCUAUACCCUCGCACGAAGCUAUUGUCCAUCAGUUUACCAACCACAUGUUAUGGUAUAUCUUCCGUAGUGGGAUCGCAACUGCUGAGAAUCAGGUGGUUCUGGUCCUAUAGUACACAUUCCUCUUCGUCGAGCAAUGGCUUGAAUCUGGGAAGAGUGUUCCAAACGUUUGCAUGGGUUUAUGUCGUUAUUGGAUUACUCGCAUGGAUAGCCACUAGUGUUGUCUCGCUAUUGCAUUUCAACGAAGAACAAACUAACCAAAAACGGCUGGACGACCACACUGAUGUUGAACAAUCGCCGUUAUUGGAACAAGACAACCAUGCCCAAGAAAGGUUUGCAGAAACGAUGUUGAGAAUUUUUAGCGAUCCCGUAACGUAUAUCCUGGCGGUGUCGAUUUUGUUGUCAUUGGGGCCGCUGGAAAUGUUCAUUGCGAACAUGGGAUCUUUAACCAACCUGCUAGUCCAAGUCGACGCGCCUGCCUUAUCGACAAAGUUGUUAUCCACUUACGCGCUAUCCUCUACUUUUACAAGACUACUCACGGGCAUAGUGGCGGAUCUCUUCGCGAAGAAAAGGAUAUCAAUCAAAUGGAUUCUGUUGGCGUUCCUUUCGCUUGGGGUUUGCGCACAACUGUUCCUGUUGAGACUAACCUCCUCGGUGUCAUCCUGGGGGUUAGUGCCCACGGGAUCGUUAGUCGGAAUCAUAUACGGUGGGCUGUUCACUGUUUACCCGACGUUGGUCUUGUUAGUAUGGGGCGAGCGCUCAUUCGGGACCGUUUAUGGUAGCUUACUGAUUGCUCCCGCAAUAGGUUCUACGAUAUUUUGCAUGCUGUAUGCCAAAGUGUACGAUUCCCGUUGUAUGAACGGCAGUGGAGACCUUCGGAAAUCCUCUUGCAUAUCGAUUGUUUACAAAUACAGCAGCAUCGCAUUCGUUGCAUCCAUCGUUCUUUCAGCAGCGGUAUUUUGGAUGUUAAAACGUAAAAAUUUCAGAAUCUAA
This is a messenger RNA of Saccharomyces kudriavzevii IFO 1802, 1461 nucleotides long. RefSeq names its product Mch1p (gene MCH1). The record is from RefSeq and is a predicted model, not a curated record. Gene Ontology annotation, cellular component: membrane. Bases 1 to 1461 code for a protein of 486 amino acids. The transcript has a single exon. Lineage: Eukaryota; Fungi; Ascomycota; Saccharomycetes; Saccharomycetales; Saccharomycetaceae. Gene Ontology annotation, biological process: transmembrane transport. Gene Ontology annotation, molecular function: transmembrane transporter activity.